CGUGACAGCUGACAUGUUUUUCUGAGGUUAAAAAUUAAGUUAAAGUCUAAUGUAUUGAUUUGGUUUAGAAUAACAAAGUUUUGUGUGAUAAGUAAUAAUAAGGAAAGAAUAUUACAUAGUUUAGAAUAAGUAUUCUGUGGCUGUAAACUGUUUGUCAGUAAAAUAUCUCUGAUAAUUUGAAAAGUUCAGACAGUACCUACCACAGCGCAGUGUGUAGUAUUUCAGCAUGGACUUGUUUAUAAUAAAUAGAUACACAGAUGCAAAUGAAGACAAUGAUGUUGUUAGUCGAGAAACAUUACAUUUACAAAGAUUAAAACAGAAAAUAGAAGAAAGAAAGAAAAAUUACAAAAAUCAUACUAUAACACCUGAUACUAUAACUCUUAAAGAGCAAGGACCAUCACAGGACCACAAAAUAAACAACGAAAUUUCUAAUGAAAACCAAGAUGUGCCAGAUGAGCAAGACAAGACAGAAACAAAUAUUGAAGAUACAACCGUAUACAAUAAAAGUAAAGUUGAUAAACCUAUCAAUGAAUUUAAAGUAUUAGGUAGCACAGAUUUUGAAAAAAAAAUUCAGGUUGAAAGAGUGUUGCCCUAUUGGCUAUCUCAUGCAUAUAGGAUAUCAAAAAAUCUUCAAACGUUAACAUGUGUUGUUGAAGACCAGGAUUGGUUACAUAGUACUCUAAAGGCUACUGUAGCUAGUGAGGGAGUCACCCAUCUAUUCCCUGUACAGGAACAAGUAAUACCGUUCAUACUCAAAGAACAUAAACAACCAGAACCUUUUAGACCACAUGAUAUUUGCGUGUCAGCUCCAACUGGCAGUGGGAAAACAUUGUCAUUUGUAUUACCUAUCAUUCAAAUUCUAAUGAAUCCACUUGGCCAUCAUAUUAGAGCUCUGAUCGUUUUACCCGUACAAGAGCUAGCAGCACAAAUUGCUAAGGUUUUUAAAAAAUACUGCACUAACACCGGACUCCGAGUGGCACUGCUGUGUGGAUCGGCACCUCUUCAAAAGGAACAGCAGCAACUAAUGAGAUAUACUCAAACUCUAGGUUGGAUAUGUGAAACUGAUAUCAUCGUGUGUACGGCUGGCAGAUUGGUAGAGCACCUGCAUAACACAGAAGGUUUUUCAUUGAAGCAUUUGAAGUUCCUCGUCAUAGAUGAAGCCGAUAGAAUAAUGGACAACAUACAAAACGAUUGGCUCUACCACUUGGAGAAGCACAUUCAAGUUGAAAUGCAAAUGAGCAAGACACCACAUAUAAAUUGGAGCACUAUUUCGAGUCAAAAAUCACCCAUACAUAAGCUUCUGUUUUCGGCGACGUUAUCACCAGAUCCCGAAUUACUCGAGCAAUGGGGACUUUUCCAACCAAAACUAUUUUCGGUGACACCAAUAAACGAUACGACAAAUAAAAAUAUUAUCAAAAAAUAUUCCACCCCAGACGAAUUGCAUGAACACUACGUUGUAUGUUCAGCUGAAGAGAAACCAUUGAUUUUCUACAAUUUCUUCGCUAAUUUAAAAUGGGACAAAACAUUAUGUUUUACUAAUUCGUCACAAUCGGCCCAUAGAUUAACAGCACUUUUGAAUAUUUGGGGAAGUGGUAAACUGAGGGUUGCCGAAUUGUCCGCAGCCUUGGAUAGGGCUAGCAGGGAAUUAGUGCUAAGGAAAUUCAAGCAGUCAGAAAUAGAUGUAAUAAUAAGUACUGACGCUUUGGCAAGAGGGAUCGAUAUACCAGAGUGUGACCAUGUAAUUUCAUACGAUCCUCCGCGUAAUAUCAAAACUUACAUUCACCGAGUAGGCCGCACCGGACGCGCUGGGCGUAAGGGAACUGCCGUUACCAUUGUUAUCAACAACCAAGUCCACAUGUUUAAGGAAAUAAUACAGUCUAGUGGAAAUAAUAAUAUACAACAAAUGGUUAUACAGCGGGAAGUUAUAGACAGUCUAUUAGAAAACUACGAAAGUGCAAUUUUCGAAACUAAGAGAUUGAUCAACGAGGAAACUCACAUAAAAGUGAAGAAAUCAAUUGAAUUGAAAAGAGGUCCCAAGUCUAAACCUCGCAAAAGAAAACAUAAUGAAAAUAAAUCAAUAAAUAGGCAGCAAACUUUAUAGAUUCAAAGAAUACUCAUCAACAAACACUUUGAUCCUCUGCUGCUAUUAUCCAAAGAUCUAGGCGAUACCUUCCUUUUAGGUGGUACGGGUGCUACAUCCAGGAUACCUAGUUGUCCUAAGCUUUUUAACUUCCCUUG
This is a messenger RNA of Pararge aegeria (speckled wood butterfly), 2238 nucleotides long. RefSeq names its product probable ATP-dependent RNA helicase Dbp73D (gene Dbp73D). Gene Ontology annotation, cellular component: nucleus. The record is from RefSeq and is a predicted model, not a curated record. The coding region runs from base 227 to 2101 and encodes 624 amino acids. Gene Ontology annotation, molecular function: ATP binding; nucleic acid binding. Lineage: Eukaryota; Metazoa; Arthropoda; Insecta; Lepidoptera; Nymphalidae. The transcript is spliced from 8 exons.